AUGGAUCGAGGAGCAGCUAGAAGCAGGAAGCGUGCCGAGCAGUCUUCAAAAUCUGCGCCUGGACCCUCUACCACAAAAUCAGAAAAGUCUGCCGAGACUCGAAAGGGUGAUGGUCAAGACAAGAAGGACGAGCGGCCUCCUAGGAAGCAACAUUACGGCCAAGGCGAGCAGCCCAAGGACCCGAGCCUCUACAAGCCCAAAGCUGUUCGCAGUGCAGCUGCUUUGAUAUACUCGGAGUCUGCUUUCCCUAUACCGCCGCCCCAGGAAUCUCUGAAGAAUGUCAGGAGAGUGGAUUUGUCCGGUAGUGGUGCCCAAGAUGUGUCUUGGUUGGAGGGCAUGGGCGUCACUUGGCUGAAUUUGGCGGGAUGCCCAGUGGAGAAGGGCUGGGAGGCGGUAGGAACCUUGUCGGAGCUUACUGUCUUGAACAUUAGCGGCACCGGUCUCAAACAGCUCCCUUCCGCUUUGAAGGAUCUGUCAAACCUCAAGGCUCUCGUCGCAAUGAACAACGAAUGGACUGAAAUCGACUCUGACGUUGUCGGAUCCUGGUCUCAACUGAAUUCGAUCAUUGUGUCGCACUCUCCCAAUCUUUCGUCCCUCCCCCACUCUCUCUCCUCCCUUCACCACCUCAACAAAAUCACCUUCUCUCAUUGUCCCCGUAUCAGCGCGGCCUCUCUCCCCAACCUAUCCUCUCUUCCCCUUCUUCGAGACGUCAAAAUGAACAAUCUUCCUUCCCUUACCUCUCUUCCUGACCAUAUCUCAUCUUGGGGCAAGGGAGACAUGUCGCUCGUUGGAAAAGGGGGCGAUGAAAAGCAAUUCGGUGAUGGGCUCCUUGUCCUUGACCUGGGUAAUUGCUCUCUGGAUUACCAGUCCGUCGCGCCUCUCUUUGGUCUUACGGCAAGCAAACGCAAGCCUCUCUGGCCCCACCUCCGGUCUCUCUCCCUCCAUUCCAACCCUCUCUCUACCUCCCACCCCACAUAUUCGGAACUUCUCCAGGCAUCUCCCGAUCUGCCCAGCCUGCAGAUUGUAGACGCUCACCGAGUGAAGGAGAGGAAGAGGAAAGGGGAGGUCCAAGAGAGUAGAUGGAAAAAGAAGGGGCGAGAGAGGAGAGUUGGGAGAGAAAGGCCGACGGGGGCCAAUGAGGCUGGAGGCAAGAUGCGAAAGUGGGGUGCGGAGGAAGAGACCCAGCAGGCUGCGCCGGAAGAAAGGGCGGAAGAAGAGGGCACCAAGCCCAAAAAAGAGAAGAAAGAGAGAAAGGAGAAGAAAAGCGAGCAUGCUGAGAAGCCGUCAAAGAAGAAGAGAAAGCAUGGCGUCGUUGACGACUCUGAGCGAGCUCCGGAAUCUGCGCACAAGAGAAAGAAGCACGACAAGGCUCCUUCUCCUGUACCCACUUCCUCUGCCCCAGACCCCACUGCUGACCUUCGAAACCCCGCUCAAGAAACGUCCACCACAGUCAAAGAUUACCGCAAGGACAAGUCUGCUGUGGUGGGUGUUGUGGAGGUAAAGAAGGACGGAGCGGAGGUCAAGUUGACUGGAAACAAGAGGAAGAAGAUGCAAGCCAGAGGACAGGCUGGGCAGAGCGGCAAGGGAGGUGUGGAUCUCAAAGAGCUGUUCGGAAAGGAGAAGGUGGAAGAGGAAGCGCAGGAGGGAGAAGGAAGUGGCCUUGGGGUGGGGGGUUGGUAA
Messenger RNA from Cryptococcus amylolentus CBS 6039, 1680 nucleotides. RefSeq lists its product as hypothetical. Lineage: Eukaryota; Fungi; Basidiomycota; Tremellomycetes; Tremellales; Cryptococcaceae. The record is from RefSeq and is a predicted model, not a curated record. The transcript is spliced from 3 exons. Bases 1 to 1680 code for a protein of 559 amino acids.